UUGCAUAUAUCAUGCAUUGUCACAGCUGAGCAAAACCGAGGGUUCAUGAUAAAGGAACCGACAAUAACUAGAAAUGAAGCUGGAUCAAUGGGGAGUCAUCAACAUUAUGAGACGAAGCAAGAGUCAACUGAGGAUCGUCUAGAGUAUCAUGAGUCGAGGACUAGCAGUAGUGGCUCAAGCAGUGGCUCAGGGAUUCGUGGAUCUCUACCAACUGGACAGUCAGGUCGAUGGCGCUGUAUUAACCAAGACAAUAAUGGUGGUAAAGGAGACGAUUCUAUAGAGAUACCAAACUAUGAGUUCAAUGACAUCAUCAAGGAAGAAUCCAUCGAGGGAUACUCGUCAAAGACCUCUAGUCUAAUAACAUCGCUGACCGAGAUGGUUGAUAAGCAUAAGAAAAGACAAUGGACAGAUGUAAAAACAGGAAAGGUUUCUACAACGGUAACAUCAGAGAAAAUAAAACAGCUAAAAAUGACCCUGAAAAAGUAUGUUGGUCUAAACGUAAGUGAGCUCGUGAACCAUUCGGAUUACGAGAAGAUACUUACGAUGGCUUCACAGUAUGAGGAACUGACUGCAGCUAAGGAAACCUACAUAUGGAGGCUGGCCACAUACGGGACUGUGAUAAAAGAAAGUGUAAAGACCUCUCGGCGAGUGGAAACUGUGCAACAGCGUGUCACAUUUUACCAAAACAUGGUCUCAGAGAGGCAGAAAAGGGUGGAUUCUGAGUUGGAGCUAGUCAAAGAAUUGGCUCAAAAAGGAGACAACUUGGCCGUCCAAAUAUUCGCUAUGAAGAAGGCGGUGUCGAAGCUUGAGGCACGGAAGAAAAAACUUGAAAUUCAAUUCCAGAUGAGUGUUGAGAAUCUAUCAAGCGUUCUAGAAGAAUCGACUCAUGCAUACGAGCAGCAUCGUGUGGUCGUUCGCGAGUGGAAGGAGGUGCAAGCAUCUGAGACUUAUUCGCGUGAGACCGUCCAAACGGCACAUGGUUUAUGGGUUCAGUUUCUCAAAACUAUUACUUGAAACAAAAAUACUUUUUGUGUUGUUCUUUCUCUUUUGAUUUACACGCUUUUUAUCUUAUGUUUUAUGUCUCCUUGU
Raphanus sativus (radish) is the source of this 1089-nucleotide messenger RNA. RefSeq names its product NAI2-like protein. Bases 46 to 1014 code for a protein of 322 amino acids. The transcript has 4 exons. The record is from RefSeq and is a predicted model, not a curated record. NCBI's taxonomy places the organism in Eukaryota, Viridiplantae, Streptophyta, Magnoliopsida, Brassicales, Brassicaceae.